This is a messenger RNA of Musa acuminata subsp. malaccensis (wild Malaysian banana), 1569 nucleotides long. Its product is annotated as metalloendoproteinase 1-MMP. Gene Ontology annotation, biological process: extracellular matrix organization; proteolysis; collagen catabolic process. Gene Ontology annotation, molecular function: zinc ion binding; metalloendopeptidase activity. The record is from RefSeq and is a predicted model, not a curated record. Lineage: Eukaryota; Viridiplantae; Streptophyta; Magnoliopsida; Zingiberales; Musaceae. Gene Ontology annotation, cellular component: extracellular matrix.
UGAGAGACCAGAAUAGUGGAACAAGCAAAGGCAGGAGGCUCAAAAGUUCCAGUUGGUCACCAACCGCUGAACCAUAUAGAAGAUUGUGUGGAAUUGCAUAGAUGAUGAAGUCAGCACCCUCCCUGUUUCCUACUCCAAAACCUGAACCAACUAACUAAUGCAACCAACACCUGUUGGUCCCCAUAAACCAUUUGAGACAUCCAACGAUAAUAACCAUAAAGCUAGCUUCUCUCCCCCCCUCUUCAAACCAAUCCCCGACUCCCUCUCCCCAUGCCCUCUCUCCCUCCUCAUCUCCUUCUCCCUCUGCUCCUCUUCUCCUUUCCCCUGUCGACCUCCCCUCGACCCGUCCCCGAGAAGCUCCAAUAUGAGAAGCACCGGACGGCGUUCCAACCCGUCCACGCUAACGACACGUGGCGAUCCUUCCACCGCCUCCUCGACCUCGAACGCGGGAGCCACGUCGACGGCUUAUCCGUUCUGAAGCGGUACUUCACCCGGUUCGGGUACCUCGCCGAGCCUGACCCGGCGGAACACGCCGAGUCGUUCGACGGCAGGCUCGAGUCCGCCGUCGUCCGCUACCAGACCAACCUCGGCCUCCCGGUCACCGGCAAGCUCGACGCCGCCACCCUCGCCCAGAUCAUGACCCCGCGAUGCGGCGUCCCCGACUCGAACGUGACCCGAUCGAACCACACCGGCCCUGUUGCGCGGUUCACCUUCUUCUCCGGCCGGCCGAGAUGGGCAGGGUCGAAACCGUUAACUCUGACGUACGCCAUCUCGCCGGCGCACACCAUCGACUACGUCCGCCGUUCAGACGUCGCGGCGGCGAUCCGGAGAGCCUUCGCCCGCUGGGCGAAGGUGAUCCCUGUGAGGUUCGUGGAGGUGACCGACUACGAGGCGGCGGACGUCAAGGUCGGGUUCUACGGCGGCGAUCAUGGCGACGGGGAGCCCUUCGACGGGGUGCUGGGGAUCUUGGCGCACGCGUUCUCGCCGGAGAGCGGAAGGCUGCACCUGGACGCGGCGGAGCGGUGGGCGGUGGACUUCGGGGAUGACGAGUCGGAGUCGGCGGUCGACCUGGAGUCAGUGGCGACGCAUGAGAUAGGGCACGUGCUGGGCCUCGGCCACUCGGCGGUGAAGGAGGCGGUGAUGUACCCGAGCCUGAGCCCGCGGACGAAGAAGGUGGAGCUGAGGGUGGAUGACGUGGAGGGGGCGCAGGCGCUCUACGGCUCCAACCCGAACUUCCGGCUCAGCCAACUCGUCGAGUCGGAGACGUCGUCAUCGGCUUAUCGAAACAGCAUCGGCGGCGGCGGUGAUGCGAUUGCUUGGAGAAUUUGGAUAGGAAUUCUCAUCAUGUUGAUUGUAUAGAUAAAACCUGUCAUAGUUGUAUUACUAUUUGAUGGUGUUGACUUUUUUUUCCUUGUCUGGAAGAACGUAGUCUUGAUUUAAAUUGUAUAGGUUAGGAUUCAUUCAUUGAAGUCUAUAUGUUGGAAUAGGUGGGAAGCAUAAGAGCCUCCUACGUGGUGUGAGUUCUUCAGAAAGUAUAGUAAUCAAAUUGAUCACUGUUUUGACUCUUUA